CCAUAGCUUGACAUCUGCUGGUGCUUGUAUUGUAUUUGCUGGAUUUCAUUCACAGUCACUGUAUCUCAUUUUCAUUGAUGGUGCUUUAUCAAAACGUCUUGUGGUUAAUCAUCGAUCCAAUGACGGUCAUUAGUCAAGAUAAGGGGAUUCAGAGUUUCUGACUGGACUGGAUAGUGUGAUAUUUUGAUCCAUAAUCUUCUGUGAUUUUCUUUCUUCGUCAGAGUCCAUAGAAAAGCUAUUUUUUGGAGAUUAUGGCUUGCUGUUCUGUCUUUUGAGUUUGUUUGAAACAGAUAUUUUGACAUAUCAUCUGUGCUUGUUUUGAUUUUGGAAAUAUAUUCAGCAUCUCAAAUUGAGGAAGAAGUUCACGAACUGGAUUUGUUCCAUGUGCAGUUGGAUACUUGGGGCUGAUCAAAUAUUUGGAUGGGAAAUCGGUUGGCAAACAGUUCUAUUGGGAAAUGUCUCUGGCUUGUUUUUCCUGUGAGUGCUGCAGAAUACAAUGAAGAAUCAUGGGAAAUUCUCUUCAUGUCCAUCGAGCGAAAAAUCCAUCUCUCAGUUUUAGAUUGAAUUUCGGAAAGCUAACCUGAAUUGCAUGACAUAUUCUAGGGAAUGUCGGGGGAGAGUUUCACCAAGCUAAAUGGCACAAGGAUGAGAAAUAUUUGAACCAUGCUGUUUAUUUCAUGCCCUCUUGAUCUCCAAAGAUCACAACCGUCUCAAGUAUCAAACUACCAGCGCUCAGCAAACUACCAGAAUAACUUGGCAGAGACAUCAGGUGCAACAUAAACUCCACAAGAGGGCCGGAUCAUGAGUCUAAUUUGCAGAAAGUAUUUUUUUUACCCUACUUUGUGAUUUGAGUUUCUGAUAUAGAAGGAGUUUAACUCAAGCUAGUUCACAUAUAUAUACAGAAUGGAUAAGGAAUGGUGAAUAAAAUGAUUGUUAAUGACUUCCAGACUUCCAGGCCAGCCAAAAGAACGAUGUAGCAGUGAACUUGAAAACUUGAAGAGUGUCACAACCAGGCUCACAGCAUGUAUUCAUUCUAUUUUGAGACAGAUUUUGAGACAGAUGUUGUAGAUUUUUUGAAUUGUCUGAUAGCUUACUCUUCAAAUCUGCCUAUCUUAAUUUUCAGAUCAUGGAGCAGAGAAAAACGGUAGCAAAUACGUUUAAGCUGAAAGAGAAUCAAAUACAAUUAUGUUUGUUGAGUGUGUACAUGUGCAUAUUAAACACACCCUUCAGUCGUCAAUGAAAAAGGAUUUGUUUGAUGUGAUAGCAAGGCCAAAGACCACAUUGACUAACGAUAUCAAAUAUGUAUGUUUGAAGCAUCAAAGUACAUUCAUGACUUGUGGAUGUGUACAAUGUAUGCAGAGUUGCAGACAUGACUGUUGCAUUUGAAUUUGAAUGUAUUGCAAUGUUGAAAUGAAGACAAGACUAAAGGACUGCAGUAAUGCAAUUAUGAGGAAAGCUCAUGAAUUAAGAAAGUCAGGGGAUGCCCUGUCUCUGCCUGUAAUAUCAGUGAACUCAGAGUUCCGGUUGGGUCGAGACCCGGGCCAGAGCUAUCGGUCUGCUUUCCAGCAGGAUUACCCAGCCAGCCAGCAUGCCUUACAUAGCAGCAGACGCUCCAGCCAGCCUGUAUCAGCUGAAUCCCAGCAAGACCAUUCACUGUCAGCAUCCUAUGGAGGUCACUCCGACUCCCGCACCCCUCGUCACAGGCAGGUACACCACCCUGCCACUGCUUUCGCCACCCAGCUGACAGACCUAGACCCCACCAACUACCACCAGCCUGCCCCGCCCAGGGGGGAUGAUAUGCCCUCCGUCUACACCCAGUCCCACUCUCACUCGCACCCCUCCCACUCUCACGGAGCCACACGGCAGAUCCAGAGCGCCGGGUCGGUCCAGUCGCGCCAGGUCAAGCCUACGUCGUAUGUCCCAGAUGAGAGUCCAGAUGAACAUGAACCAUCUUCAGACUUGGGUUCUCCAACACAGCCUACAUGUGCUUUCCGCACUUUCAACUCAGGUGACCGAGUGUUGUUCACUGAAUCCCCCUCCCUACCUGGUGUGCCUGUGGUCUACAGAACUCAAGAAGAGAAGAGCCUGAACCCUGAUAGACUCAACCUAGACAGGAGGAAACUGACCCAGUGCCCUCUCCUGGAGGGAGAGGAUCAUCUGAGAUUGCUCAACUUUCAGCACAACACCAUCAGGAGGAUAGAACACCUAGCAUCACUCAGGAGACUCAUCUUUCUAGACCUCUAUGAUAACAGGAUAGAGGCCAUCUCAGGGUUGGACACCAUGAGGUCCCUAAGGGUUCUAAUGCUUGGCAAGAACAGAAUCCAAAAGAUAGACAACCUUACCAACCUGGUCAAGCUAGAUGUGUUAGAUCUCCAUGGCAACCGCAUCAGUAAGGUGGAGAACAUAGAUCACCUGCAGGAGCUACGGGUUCUCAACCUGGCUGGGAAUGAGAUCACCCAUGUGGACAGUCUCUGUGGGAUGGAUUCACUCACAGAACUCAACCUCAGAAGGAAUAAGAUCUCCACCGUGACUGAUGUUGACACAUUGCCAAGCUUGCAGAGGCUGUUUCUCAGUUUUAAUCUCAUAAUGAAUUGGGAUGAUAUAUCUUGCCUAGCUGACUCCACAUCCCUAAUUGAAGUAUCUUUAGACGGCAAUCCUUUUUGCCAAGAGGCCUCCUACAAAUCUAUAAUCCUCCGGAACAUGGGUUAUCUCAAACAGCUAGACAUGAAGAAAAUCUCUGAGGAAGAGAGAAAGGUAGCCUUGACUGUGGUAAAGAAGGAAGAGCAGAAAAAGAGGGAGGUCAACAGAGUAGCAGUACUCAAGGAGAAACGAAGGCUUGCCAUCAAGAAUGCAGCUAGGCAGUGGGAGACAUCAAUGAGCACCUCGUUAGCCAAGACAUCCCGUCUCCAGCCGGCUCCACUCUAUGGGGGAGGAGAGAUGGGAGGAGGCAGUGGUCUGGCCACGCCUAACGAUAGCAGACCAGGGUCAAGUGAAGGAGGUUCAGACCGAGGUCAUUCAGUUGACCUGUUAGAUGGAAGAAGGAGUCAGGACUCCAGCCGACCUUCGACCCGAUCAGACUCACGGCAGAGGAAGCUGCCCACCCCAGAUCUUCUUGCCAACAUCACAACGGAUGAGGUGUGUCACCUGGCUGAGCUGGAUGGGGACACACUGCACCUGUACGGCUCAGGAUCACUAGAUGCUCUGGAUAAGAACUGGGGUGUCCAGGCCGCAGGGUCUAUCAGUACCGUCUCUAUCAAGUUUGUGGACUUCAACAAGGUUGCAAGGCAUCUGCAAAAGAUACGUCUCAGGUUUCCUAAUGUCUCAAAUGUUAAUUUUGGCGAGUGCAAUAUAAGUAACCUGGUGCAGCUGAAUGCCUUAGCAUCCCUGAGGAGAUUAGAUACCCUGACCAUCUCCAAACAAGGCAAUCCUAUCACUAGCUUCGUUCUCUGGAAACAGUACCUACUCUUCAGACUGGCUCACCUUAAUAUCAAGAAGAUCAACGGUCAACCGGUGAUACAGACUGAUCAGCAUGGAGCUGAGAAAUACUUUGGUCUUCUUGCUAAGCUGACGUCUGAAGAACUCUCCCACUCCCGUCUUCAGAUCUUAUUAGGGGAUAGCCGUCGGAGGAUCACACAGCCUCUUAACGAGCUCGAGCUUAAGGCUCGUCGUCAGCUUACGUCCGAACAGCCUAGCUCCUCAGAGAAUGCAGGAAAAGCAGGCUUGGUGUUUCUGUCGUCAGAGGGGCUAGCUAGUCUGCAACAAGAGAGAUUGUCCAAGUCUGACCUGGCCAGUACCUACAUCCAGCAACUGACCUCAGAGGCCGUCGAGGCUAACCGUAAGGUGACCAGGCUAGCCCAGAUCUGGCCCAAGAUCUUCAUUGGCAUGGUCCACAAAGCCUUGCUGGACAUGGCUGAUCUAGAGACCUACCAACAAAGGGCACUGGAGCGCUUCAAGAACAGCUGAUCAACAGCACAUACAUGCAAGAUUAUAUGUGGGACUACAUACUUACCUCUUUACUGGCUUUACUCAACUGAUGGAACAAACGAUGGGCUGCCACUGUAUACUUUUGUCACAUGUACAUGCACAUUGUUUAUGUACUGUAUGGUCAGGGGUAACUUUUCAAAUCAUGCUUUGAUAUCAGCAAAGGAGAUUUGAUUGGCCUAUUCUAUGUAAAAAAUGUGCCCUGAUGUUAGAAAAAGUGGUCAAAUUGAAUCCAUCAACAACAAUAUGGUCAUUUCGGUCACUCCCCCCCCCCCCCC
Strongylocentrotus purpuratus (purple sea urchin) is the source of this 4259-nucleotide messenger RNA. RefSeq names its product leucine-rich repeat-containing protein 49 (gene lrrc49). The coding region runs from base 1393 to 3963 and encodes 856 amino acids. Gene Ontology annotation, cellular component: cytoplasm. The transcript is spliced from 17 exons. The record is from RefSeq and is a predicted model, not a curated record. NCBI's taxonomy places the organism in Eukaryota, Metazoa, Echinodermata, Echinoidea, Camarodonta, Strongylocentrotidae. Gene Ontology annotation, molecular function: protein binding; cytoskeletal motor activity.